Molecule: messenger RNA, 2820 nt
Organism: Lasiodiplodia theobromae
Lineage: Eukaryota; Fungi; Ascomycota; Dothideomycetes; Botryosphaeriales; Botryosphaeriaceae
Product: Ankyrin repeat protein
Exons: 6
Coding region: 1-2820 (939 amino acids)
Biological process (GO): nucleoside metabolic process
Molecular function (GO): catalytic activity; protein binding
Source: RefSeq, a predicted model, not a curated record
AUGGUCUCCUUCUCGCGAAGUUGUGAAAUGGCGAAACCAGAAGCGUAUACGGUCGGCUGGAUCUGCGCCAUCUCUACAGAAGCCGUCGCGGCUACCCUGUUUCUGGACGAAGAGCAUCCACCGCUCGCUGCUACGACCGUGAAUGACAACAACACCUACCAGUUAGGCAGAAUCGGACCCCACAAUGUCGUCAUUGCCGUCUUACCGGAAGGCGAGUACGGAACCGUGUCAGCGGCAGCCGUAGCAAGAGACAUGCUGCAUACUUUUGAGAACAUCAGGGUGGGGCUCAUGGUCGGCAUCGGUGGUGGUGCACCAACCAGAAAAGAUGAUAUCCGACUUGGCGACAUUGUGGUCAGCUCUCCUGGAAACGGUUACCCGGGCGUGUUCCAGUACGACUACGGAAAAGCAAUCCAAAACCGAGAGUUUCAGACUACAGGACAAUUGGAUCAGCCUCCAACUGCUGUACGGACUGCGGUUCAGGCCCUGAAGACAACACACGAAAUUCAUGGUCAUUCUUUCAGCGAGAACAUUGAAAGAAUUCUCGGGAAAAGUCGCCCGAAGAUCAGAAAGAAAUAUUCACGGCCAACUGCAGAGGAUCGACUGUACCAGCCUGGUUACGUUCACCGAGCUGACCCCGAGGCCCAAGCCCACUGUGUGGAUGUUUGCGGGGAAGAUCCAACAAAUCUGGUUCAACGCAGAGAAAGGGAUGAGGAUGAUGACAAUCCUGCUAUUCAUCACGGGCUGAUCGCAUCUGCCAACACAUUGAUGAAGGACGCCGAGACUCGCGAUCACCUCUCUGGGCAGCACAGGGUCCUGUGCUUUGAAAUGGAAGCUGCUGGUUUGAUGAAUCAUUUUCCGUGUCUCGUUAUCCGUGGGAUUUGCGAUUACUCGGACACGCACAAAAACAAGGAAUGGCAAGGAUUUGCAGCAAUGACAGCCGCUGCCUACGCCAAGGAUCUUCUGUUGAAGAUAUCUCCGACCAAUGUUGAGAAUGAAAGCAGACUAAAGGAUCUUAUUGAACCCCUCGCAAACGACAUCAGAGACACUCGGCGCGAAAUUCAAGAAGUGUCUUCAUCCCUGAGAACUGCUGAGGAAGAAAGCAAGAAAAUGCUUGAGCUGAUUGAUGGCGCCUACAUCCUGCUCGAUGCCCUUGACGAAUGCCGGGAAGAAUUAAGACCAAAUCUACUCUCAUGGCUGGAAAACAUCCGGGAACUGCCUAUCAAUCUCCUCGUCACAAGCCGUGCGGAGCUUGAUAUCAGUUUUGCCUUACGCGGUUCGCGCCAUCAAGGUCAAGAUGUGGAUAUCAGAAGCAGCUUGGUGACCGAAGAUAUCCGCGCAUACAUCCGUUGGAGGGUUAAGCCCGAGAAGAGCAAGGAAAGUCCCUCCAUAGCUCAUGGAUUUGAAAGAUGGAAAACGGACACCGCAAUUCAAGACGAAAUCGAGACGAAACUUAUGGAAAAAGCGAACGGAAUGUUCCGAUGGGUCAAGUGUCAGCUGGACGCUCUAGAGCAGUGCUUGCAUUACCUAGCACUUAGACAGGCUUUGAAUUCACUACCGCAAAAUUUGCAUGAUACGUACGCCCGUGUACUCGAUAACCUGGACAACUCGAAAAAACCGUGGACAAUCCGUGUACUCCAAUUUUUAGCCUACUCUGAGCGACCUAUGACGCUUGAUGAGAUGGUCGAUGCUCUGGCGGUGGACCCAGAUACGGAAGAGCAAGAUGUGUCGAAGAACAGGAUGCCGGUCCCGGAUGAGAUAGCAGGAUACGCCUCUACUCUAGUGUCUUUUGUGGUUCUUGGAACGCAGUUUCAAGAGGCUUAUGCCAAAGCAGACAUGACAAAUGUCUGCCUCGGCUAUUUGUUGCACUUGGAGAAACCAAUGCCGGUGAAAGAUCUCAGGGCGACCUUUCCAUUUGCGCAAUUCUGUGCCAGAUACUGGUUGGAAUAUGCUGCCGUGGCCGAAACGAAAGAUGAAACGGCGAAAAAGAUACGGAAGUUUGCGAAUAGAUUCCUCACCAACAAGGAAGGCUCUUAUGCCAACUGCUACCGUCUCUAUAGACCAGACUACCCCGGGCAAACUGAGCCAAACGAUGAUAAAUUGGAGCCAGCUCAUGCUUUGUAUUAUACAUCGUUUGGAGGGCUCCUAAUUUCCACAAAAGCUCUUCUCGAGAGAAAAGCCGAUGUCAAUCAGCAGGGGAGGAACUCCAACAACGCUGCCUACGGCAACGCUCUCCAGGCGGCAUCGUACAAUGGUCAUUUUGAGAUUGUACAGCAACUGUUGGAUGCCAGAGCCGAUGUCAAUGCGAGAUGGGGAUACCGCACCGCUCUCUAUGCAGCGUCAGAAGCGGGCCACGAGAAGGUCGUUCGGUUGCUUCUGGAUCAUGGGGCUGAUGUCAACGCGAGAGAUAGGUACGGCGGCGCUCUUCAUGUUGCGUCGGGAAAGGGCUAUGAGGAGGUCGUUAGGUUGCUUCUGGAUCAUGGGGCUGAUGUUAACGCGCCAGGGGGGUACGCCACCGCUCUCUAUGCAGCGUCGGCAUCGGGCCGCAAGGAGGUCGUCAGGCUGCUUCUAGAUUAUGGGGCUGAUGUCAACUCGAGAGGAAGGUUCGGUAACGCUCUCUAUAUAGCGUCGUCAGGGGGCCACGAGGAGAUCGCUAGGUUGCUUGUGGAUCAUGGGGCUGUUAGCUAUCCGGCAAUUGCCGCUCGCCAACAUAAAGAAGAAGCAGACCUGGCGAAGAAGCGCAAGUUACCUGAUACGGCGCAGGAGGAGCAGCCGGCGAAGAAGAGAGGCCGUGGCAUGCCUCCCAAAGAGAAGGCUUCGUAG